CGGGGCACUGGGUUAGUCUCUCUGCCAAGCGGGUUGCCCUGGUCCGCGGGGGCGGGUCUCCGCCGGCCCCCCCUCGCCCCGGCCUUACAGACUGAGGCCCGGCAGGGGGCCAGAGGCUCAGGCUGCCGCGCCCGCCAGGCCGCCGUAACAAGGGCCCCGUGCGGGGGACGCCGGUUCCAGUAUAGACUCCAGUGCUGGUCCCAGUGGUGCUGGUGUCGGUGCUGGGCCCGGUGCUGCCGGCUUCCUGGGAAGUCACUUAGAACGGCCCGGUAGUGCUGGCCAUGGAGGAAAGGUACACUGCUGGUCCAUGGCUUCAGUGGGAGGAGGAAAAAAAGCGAGGAGUCCUUGUGGCACUUUAGAGACGAACCCAUUUAUUUGGGCCUAAGCUUUCGUGGGCUAGAACCCACUUCAUCGCUUUUAUUGGCCUCUAAGGUGCCACAAGGACUCCUCGGGUUUUUUUGCUGGUACAGACUAACACGGCUACCCCUCUGAAACCUGUCACAGCGAGAAGUGUAUUUUAUGCCCCCAAAAGAAAGGGGAGUAGCAAAAGUGUGUAGGGAGCUCUAAAUUAAAUUUGACCACCCUCUACUUUAAUUUAUGCAUUCUUACAGUGCUGUCCAGUCUCCUAGCAUGUAAAUUACACCACUUCACACUCCCUCAGACUCAGAUUACUGUCUGUGAACCUAGCUAUCUAAUACUUAGCCCUGGUCUACACUACCAAAUUACUUCGGUCAGUCAGGGGUGUGGAUUAUUCACAACUCUGAGUGACGUAGUUAUACUGAUCUAAGCACCCGUGUAGUCAGCGUUAUGUUGGUGUGAGAGAUUCUCCUACCGAUGUAGCUACUGCCUCUCGUGUAGGUGGAUUAACUAAAUUGACGGGAGACGCGCUCUCUCUCAUCAUUUUAGAGCAAUGGCUCUCAACCUUUCCAGACUAGUGUACCUCUUUCAGGAGUUCGAUUUGUUUUGCAUACCCCCAAGUUUAACGUCACUUAAAAACUACUUGCUUAUGAAAUCAGACAUAAAAAUACAAAAGUGUCACAGCACACUAUUACUGAACAAUUGCUGACUCUCAUUUUUUACCAUGUAAUCAUAAAAUAAAUCAAUUGGAAUCUAAAUAUUGCACUUACAAUUCAGUGUAUAGCAUAGAAUCAUAGAAUAUCAGGGUUGGAAGGGACCUCAGGAGGUCAUCUAGUCCAACCCCCUGCUCAAAGCAGGACCUAAUCCCCAACUAAAUCAUCCCAGCCAGGGCUUUGUCAAGCCUGACCUUAAAAACCUCUAAGGAAGGAGAUUCCACCACCUCCCUAGGUAAGGCAUUCCAGUGCUUCACCAGCCUCCUAAUGAAAAAGUUUUUCCUAAUAUCCAACCUAAACCUCCCCCACAGCAACUUGAGACUGUUACUCCUUGUUCUAUCAUCUGGUACCACUGAGAACAGUCGAGAUCCAUCCUCUUUGGAACCCCCUUUCAGGUAGUUGAAAGCAGCUAUCAAAUCCACCCUCAUUCUUCUCUUCUGCAGACUAAAUAAUCCCAGUUCCCUCAGCCUCUCCUCAUAAAUCAUGUGCUCCAGCCCCCUAAUCAUUUUUGUUGCCCUCCGCUGGACUCUUUCCAAUUUUUUCCACAUCCUUCUUAUAGUGUGGGGCCCAAAACUGGACACAGUACUCCAGAUGAGGCCUCACCAAUGUCGAAUAGAGGGGAACGAUCACGUCCCUCGAUCUGCUGGCAAUUCCCCUACUUAUACAGCCCAAAAUGCCGUUAGCCUUCUUGGCAACAAGGGCACACUGUUGACUCAUAUCCAGCUUCUCAUCCACUGUCACCCCUAGGUCCUUUUCUGCAGAACUGCUGCCUAGCCACUCGGUCCCUAGUCUGUAGCAAUGCGUGGGAUUCUUCCGUCCUAAGUGCAGGACUCUGCACUUGUCCUUGUUGAACUCAUCAGAUUUCUUUUGGCCCAAUCCUCCAAUUUGUCUAGGUCCCUCUGUAUCCUAACGCUACCCUCUAGUGCAUCUACCACUCUUCCCAGUUUAGUGUCAUCUGCAAACUUGCUGAGGGUGCAGUCCACACCAUCCUCCGGAUCAUUAAUAAAGAUAUUGAACAAAACCAGCCCCAGGACUGACCCUUGGGGCACUCUGCUUGAUACCGGCUGCCAAGUAGACAUAGAGCCAUUGAUCACUACCCGUUGAGCCCGACAAUCUAGCCAGCUUUCUACCCACCUUAUAGUCCAUUCAUCCAGCCCAUACUUCCUUAACUUGCUGACAAGAAUACUGUGGGAGACCGUGUCAAAAGCUUUGCUAAAGUCAAGAAACAAUACAUCCACUGCUUUCCCUUCAUCCACAGAACCAGUAAUCUCAUCAUAAAAGGCGAUUAGAUUAGUCAGGCAUGACCUUCCCUUGGUGAAUCCAUGCUGGCUGUUCCUGAUCACUUUCCUCUCAUGCAAGUGCAUCAGGAUUGAUUCUUUGAGGACCUGCUCCAUGAUUUAGAUUAUGCUCCUCGCCCUGAUACCUGACUGCUGGACCCAUUCACCUGAAUCUGGCUCUUUGCUUGCACAUCACAGAAUAUCAGGAUUGGAAUGGACCUCAGGAGGUCAUCUAGUCCAACCCCCUGCUCAAAGCAGGACCAAUCCCCGAUUUUUGCCCCACAUCCCUAAAUGGCCCCCUCAGGGAUUGAACUCACAACCCUGGUUUUAGCAGGCCAAUGCUCAAACCACUAAGAUCUCCCUCCCCCUAAAGUUUGGUUUGAUUCUGUAAGCAGUGUCAGGAUGAGCUCCACCCUGACAUCUGGUGGUGAGGUGUGGCAAGUUGUGGAAAAGAACUUCAGGGGCUGAUCUCAUUUGCAUAGGCACACCCACCACGCCUAGAAUGAGACCAUAGCUGCCCAAAUGGUCACUUUGGCUGCUGUGGGAUCCCCAGUGUCUGUUAUUGGGGCAGGAAGAAUAAAUUGUUAUUACCCUGAUUAUGGGAACUGUACGUGGCCUUUUGUUAUGAUGGAGGGAUUCACCAUCAACUAAGUAGCACUCGCUAGGCAAGGGUCAUGGGUUCCAAAACUCUGUGAAUUGAGAGAGGAUGGAGACAAAUAUUAAUACUUGGUGGCAUGGGCCCCUUGGUGAGGGCCUUACAUGCUAAUUGCACUUCCUCCUCUCUCCACUGUGGAAUAUCAGAGCUACUUUUGAUUUCAUUAGAAGUCUAGUUAUAGGCUGCUGAGCUCACUUUGGGCUAACAGUGCACCAGCACUAGGGCUCCCCUACUACAAGCUGAAUUCACCAAAGAGCUGAACUGACUAAGAGCUGAAAUCACUAAGCGUUGUGUCAGGUAAUGGGGGAGCCUGAAGAUAUAUUGUGGAGCAGUUUGCGGGAUGGCUGGAGUGCCUUGUGGACAGGCUGGUGAAGCAGUUCAACGCGGAGCAGUUUGUGGACGGCAGGAGCUGGUUGUGGGCCGCGGAGCUGAGCGAAGGAGUUCGUGGGGCGGCUGGCGGAGCGAAGCGAAGCUGUGGGGCGGUCAGCUUCAGAUCAUGGAGAUGCUGCUGAAGCCUCACAGCAGGAUCCAGGUCAUAGAAGGAGCUAAGCACAACCUCCCUGACAAAGAGGCUUUGAGGGCAGCCAGCAUGAUUCGGGAGCUAGCUGAAGGGCUGACAGCUGAUGACCUCCUCCUUGUGCUGAUCUCAGGAGGCGGAUCGGCUCUACUGCCUGCUCCUACUCCUCCGAUCCUCUUGGAAGAGAAAGAGAAGGUCACCAAGCUUCUGGCUUCCAGAGGAGCUACCAUACAGGAGCUCAACACCAUCCGGAAGGCCCUUUCCUUGUUGAAGGGUGGAGGGUUGGCCCGGGCUGCAUACCCUGCACAGGUGCUAAGCCUCAUCCUCUCUGAUGUCAUUGGCAACCCAGUGGACAUUAUUGCGAGUGGCCCCACUGUCUACAGUUGCCCCAGUGCUCAAGACUGCUUUCAGAUACUGACAAAAUACAACCUGCUGAGCAUCUUGCCCAGAUCUGUGGAAACAGUGCUGUCCAGCUCCGUCUCAUAUCCCAGCGGUCCGAAAGACUAUUCCCAUGUCUACAAUGUUGUCAUUGGCUCAAACAGUUUAGCUUUAGAGGAGGCCAAAUGCCAAGCAGAGGAUUUGGGCUACUGGACCCUAAUUCUGAGUGCAGCGGUGUGUGGGGAAGUCAGUAGAGUGGCCAAACUCUACAGCCAGCUGAUUCAGUUUGUUUGCUUGAGCACAGCUGGACUUGCAGAAGGUCCUCUAAGAGACCAGGUGAGAGGAGAUCUUCUAAAGCUGGCAGCAGAGCUAGAGAUCCCAGGUUUGAACCUUGUGGAUCCUUUGAAGGCUUUGCAAGGAUUGGAGUCUGAAAGAUCAGUUUGCCUGCUGGCUGGUGGAGAGACCACUGUCCAGCUUCAAGGAAAUGGGAAGGGUGGGAGGAACCAGGAGUUGGCCUUACAGGUGGCAUUGGAGUUACACCGAGCUAAGGCCACUGGGGCUGGCUACUUCCUUGGGAGAUAUGAAGUCCUGUUCCUCAGUUGUGGGACUGAUGGGCAAGAUGGGCCAACAGAGGCAGCUGGUGCCUUCUCUAGCCAGGAGCUGGUGGAUAAGGCUGCUCAGGAAGGUCUCAAUGUGGAGACCUUUCUGAGCAACAAUGACUCCUACACAUUCUUCAGUAAGUUCCAAAAUGGACAUCACCUUUUGCUGACUGGUUUAACAGGCACCAAUGUCAUGGACAUCCAGGCUAUUUUAAUUAGGGCUAGAGACAGAUAAGGAGAGCACCUCUACAAACUCCUCAGUUGUUUUUAAUUAGAGGCAUUGGUGAAAAAUGAGGGUACCAAUGUUCUGGACAAAUCCAGACUGCUUAAAUUAGGGACAGCUGGCAAGGGCACUAAUAUCAUGGCUGUAAAAGCUACAUUAGUGAGGCAUAUGGGUGGGUGACCGUGAGCAUGUUCAAUCUGUUAGUUAGGAUCAGAGAAAGGUAAGAUAGCACCAGCAUUAUCGGGAUUGGGGCUGCAUUAACACCUUCCAGCUGAAGAGCCACUAACAUACUGCAUUUUGGCUGUGGUUACAAAGAAUUCAGGAAUGCAGGGCUGAUGACUGGCAGGCAAAUAAGGCUGGGAUUUAUAAAGGUUUCUUAGGGAGUUUGAGUUCAAGUGGGGUUUUUGGACAUCUGACACCCAGCCUGAAUCUCUAGGUUGCCGUUGUAACUCUUAUUCCAUACAAAGCUAACAAGGUAUAUUAGAUUAAUCCAUAGGACCCUAAAUCCAUUGCACUCCAAGUUCAGUGGAGAUGAGCACAUGGCAUAGGUUGAACCUUUGAUCUUGGAUACAUGGCGAAAACACACCGAGCUGUGGCAUUAACAUCAUGUGAAGUGAAGAACGGUGUGAACCAUGAUUCAGAUUCACUGGUGCAAAAACCAUCGGAACACGAGAGCUUCUCCUCCACUAUGUAACCUCCUCUGCCCUGGUGUGGUGACAUUUCCGCCCCAUGGUUGAUGUUUCAUGGGGUAGCGUGCUGUAUUAUGUGUGUGUAUGCUACAAGCAUUUGGGGUGCUACCACCAAACCGGUCAGAAAGCAAUACAGCCUCCAGCCUGAGUCAUUGACCUUUUUACUGGGUAAAGUCAGUAGUCCCUGUCAUGCUGAUUAACUCCUCUAACUCCAUAGAACAAAAGGCCACAAAAUCCGUAAAUCCAACUCUCCUGACCCCUGUUGCUGCACUGAUCAAAGGGCAAAGCAGCUGGGGCUAUUGCUCUGUCAAACAGCAGGUCCCUCCAGCCUCUGGGACAAUGCGGAGCACCAGCUACUUCAGCUUUGUCAUCAAUUAAACUCAGAUCCUGUCUUGUCAUAUUCAGCUCAUUCCCAGCGUGACACCUGGGGCCAGGUUUUCUAAGGAGCACAGUAAUCAAUAUCUUCGUCUCUUAUGAAGAUCUGGCCGCUUAUUGCGGUGCCUAAAUGGGAGCUGAGCUCGCUUGAAAUUCCAGCCCUGAUUUAAAAGGCCACAUUUGAUGCAAACGGUUUGCAGACAGAUGUAGCUGUGCUGUGUGGCUGAUCUAACUUUGCAACGUUAAGUAUACCAUCCUAUUAAUACCGUAAACAGUGAAGUCAUUGCACAGUCAUGCUCAGCAAGAUUCAAAGAGGGACUGGACAUUUAUAAGGAUAACAAGAAUAUCCAAGAAUAGUUAAUGCUAAUAACACUCUUGGAGGGGAUAUAAAACCUCAUGCUUUUUGGGUUUAAGUCAAUCCCUAUGCAAUAGAGAUUAGAAUUGGACCUACAUGUUUACUGAGGGGUUUCUUGUAUCUUCCUCUGAGGCAUCUGGGCACUGGUAACUAUCGGAGAUAAAUUCCUGGACUAUAUGGAUCUUGAGUCUGAUCCAGUCUGGCAGAUCCUAUGUUCUGAUGUGUGAUCUUGUGGUUAAGGCAUAGAUUUUGGAACUAGACAAGCUAGAUCCUAUCCCAGCUCUGCUAACACUCCCAGAUAUAAGCUUGGGCAAGUCACUAACAUUCUGAGGCUCAAAUUCUUCUAUAACAUGGGGGUGACCAUCUUUACCUACAUCCCAGGGGUUUUGUGAGGCUAAAUUUGCAAGUGGUUGCAAAGUGCUGUGAAACCCUCUGCUGGAAGGUGCUAGAGACCUAUGACAUAUGGUAAUUUGGAGGCAUGAAUACAAUGUCAGGGUGCAGACUGUGGAGGGAAGUUUGUUCUGGCUUGUGUGUGUGGUUUUUGAAGAUUUCUCAGGGGAGUGGAGAAUGCCAUUUGAAUUUCCCUGUGUGUGUGGUGCCUGCCAUAGUGGGACCCUGAUCUGAUUGGGGUCCCUGUGCAUGUCUGCGGUGCAAAUAGCAUGAAUAAACCGAAAGGGAAAAUGAA
Molecule: messenger RNA, 6823 nt
Organism: Caretta caretta (loggerhead turtle)
Lineage: Eukaryota; Metazoa; Chordata; Testudines; Cheloniidae
Gene: GLYCTK
Product: glycerate kinase
Biological process (GO): protein phosphorylation
Cellular component (GO): cytoplasm
Molecular function (GO): glycerate kinase activity
Source: RefSeq, a predicted model, not a curated record